UCUGUCUCGGAGUGUGUGUGUGUGUAUGUGUGUGCGUUUACGCGACUGAUUGUGUGCACGCGUAUAUGUGAGAGAGAGAGUGAGUGAGUGGAUAGGCCUUGGUGACAUCACUAUCAGGGAGGAUCCAAACAGACAGGAAAGUCAAUUAAAGCUAAACUGAGUUUACCAGCUGGGUCUUCAGCACACCGUGAGAGAGAGAGAGAGAGAGAGAGAGAGAGAGAGGAAAAAGGGGGAGGAGAUAAAAAGACAGGGCGCAAGAGAAGAACAGAAGAAGAGAGGUACAGAAAGAGUAAGCUGGAGGGUUUUGCAGGUUAGGGAAAAAAAAGUUUGAACUCGUUGUUGUUUCUUCUUCCUGGGAGAGCUUUUGCUCUCUGGUCUGAACAAAGAGGCAGAGUCUCAUGGCAUAGAGAGCGAGCUGACGAGAGACAGACCACGGAAGGGAAGUUGCAGGACAUUUUUUUUUUUAUGGACAGAGAGCUGAACUUACAACAGGAUGACGGGGUGAGAGGGGAACCGGGUGUUGGGAGAGACAGAGAGAGGAAGGGAAGCCUCGGCUAACAGAGAGAUAAACAGAGAGAGAGAGAGGGAGGGAGGGAGGGAGGGAGAGGGUGAGAGAGAUAGGGAGGGAAGAUUGUUUCGAUCCACAGUGACUGCGCUGCCUUGGGGGGAGAGAGCCAAGGGUCCGUUACUCUGGAGCUGAGGGAUAAACCAUGGACUCUGAACAUCGGCCGCUCCACCUGGACUUACACAAUGUUCCCUGCUAACCUUCUGAUCCUGAUGGUCCUGCUGCUACCUCAAAUCCCGUCAGGUCACCAGGGGGGCCCGCCACCACCCCCUCUGCAGCCCGGCCUGGCCCAGUCCAUCCAGAACCUCCUGCUGACCCGACUGGGCCUGCGGUCCCGGCCGACGCCCCGCCCCGGCACCCACGUACCCCAGUACCUGCUGGACCUGUACCGCUUCCACUCCCAGCAGUACCACCUGGUCCAGGACCCGCUGUUCACCUUCCCUGAGCGACAUGUGCAGGGCGCCAACACCGUGCGAAGCUUUCACCACCUGGAUGCAGAAGGUCCCUCCCCCCUCCCCCACAGCGAGUCGGGGACAGUCGACCGUGUCCACAUCUUCUUCAACGUGUCCUCCAUCCCCAAGGAUGAGCGUGUCACCUCCGCCGAGCUCCGCCUCCAGCGGCGAGGGGCGGGCCGGGAGGCCGGCGCGCACAGAGUCGACCUGUACGUCACCGGGGACCGUGGUGACGGCGCUCCCCUGCUGAUGGAGUCCCGCGUCCUCGCAGAGGCGGACGAGGACGAGGCCUCUGAGUCCUGGGAGAGCUUCGGGCUGACCUCUGACCUGUUGGAGCGAGCCGCCGGCCAGGCGGACCACCUGGGCUUCCUGCUGGAAAUCACCCCCCUCAACGCCACUCUCUUCCGCGGGGUCAGAGGUCAAGGUCAAGGGGAACGGCUGAGGGUGCGCCGCUCCACCGGGCAGAAGGAGCACAGCUGGGCGCGAGAGAGACCCCUGCUGGUGACGUACAGCCACGACGGGCGCGGGCAGCCGCUGGCCCCGCCCCCGGGCCGCCUGGAGAGGGCCUUCCCGGCUGAGCGGCUGAGGAAGAGGAGGAGGUUGAGCACGAGCCGGGAAAUGGGCCGACGGGGGCGGGGCAGGGUCCAGAGCAGGGUGAGGCGGAACGGCGGCCUUGCGGCGAAGCUGAGGCGCCUCUCGCGGGCCCGCUGCCGCCGCCACCCGCUCUACGUGGACUUCAACGACGUGGGCUGGAACAAAUGGAUCGUGGCGCCCAGCGGCUACCAUGCCUUUUUCUGCCUGGGGGAGUGCCGGUUCCCCCUGGCCGACCACAUGAACUCGUCCAGCCACGCCAUGGUGCAGACGCUGGUCAACUCGGUCAACGGCGCCGUGCCCAGGGCCUGCUGCGUGCCCACCGCCCUCAGCCCCAUCGCCAUGCUCUACCUGGACCAGCACGACCGCGUCGUCCUCAAGAACUACGAGGACAUGGUGGUGGAAGGCUGCGGUUGCCGGUAGCAACUGCAGAGAGCGAGGUUUUGGUGGGGAGGGGGGUGGCACUCUCUCUCCAUCUGUGAUCGCGAGGAAUGCCUUCCCACAAUCGCCCGCUCCGGAGCAUCCCCUCCCCCUCCCCCUCCCCCUCCCCUUCCCCUGCAGGUGUCCUGCAUGACUCACCCUGAUGUGGGAGUGGCUGUAGUCACGGGCUGUAUCUUGUGUUGUGCUUUGUUUAGCGUCCUGUACAAACGGUAACCCUGUCUCGCUCUGUGUGUGUGUGUGUGAGUGUGUGUCCCUGUGUGUCCGUGCAGCCUCGUCGUUACCCUGCGAUUUCCUGUGAGUCAUCCUCCCAAACCUCAUCGCACAGCCGCUCGCGGUCGACUCGGUUUAAGAGACGUGAGUGGACGCAAAACACUCCUCUUUCAGGGACGGCCCAAACUGAUGGGUAUCGCUGCGGGAUGUGCCCAUCUCACACCACCACCUCAAGCAGCUUCUGGCUCGUCUGACAUUUUUUUUUGUCAUUGUGGUUCCCAUUUCAGUGGGCGGUGGUAGAACUCUCAACAGAUCACAUGACCGGAUGAACUGAGCAUGAACCUGAUCUGAUGACGAGGACUGCCUGUGUCGUCUGCAUCGGAGCUAUCUGCUACAGCAUAUUUAUAACAGUGUUAAUAAUAAUAAUGAACGAAAAUGAUAUGGAUUGAAUUGUGUUACUAUUUAAAGAGACAUUUUAUUUCAUAUUUCUUUUUCUGGCGCAGAGAAAACUCAUAACAGCUUAUGGCAACAGAGACGUCCUUAUUGAAGUCGUUGAGUAAAUGUUUUUUAAAUAGCUGUCAUUUAAACACACAACCCAUUUAAAUAUUUAAUGAGUAAAUAUGAACAGAAAAUGAAAUAUUGAGGAUCCUUUAAUAUUAACGUUGACCCAACUCCAUGACCAAAAGUGGCAGAAACACACUGCUUGGUGGCUUGCUUGUUUUUUUUGUUUUUUUUGUCUGUUGUUGAAUGUUAAAAUAGUCUUUGUUGGUGCGUCAGUGUCAAAAAAUGGUCAAGAUUGGAGUUCAGCUGAUAAUUUGAUUCGUUAGGUUUUUGAUCAGGGUUUUAUAAGACUUUACAAACAUGGCUUGACCUGUCUUGAAGUAAUAGGUGUGUGUGCACAUGAUGUCUCAUCAGCACCGGCAGAAUCGCAUCAAAUGUGGCCGUUUCCAUGUCAUUUGUGGCUUUUCUGAUACAUGUUAUUCUUGUGGGCUCUAUAACAAUUUCAGGCUGACAUCUCUGAUUGUUUCCCAACUGCCUGCUUUCUUCAGAUAAUCGCAAAAGCAAAGAUCUCAAUGUACUCAAUGCCUGUGUCACAUGGAUGUACAAGAUACCCCCUUAACGGAAUAUAUCUUCACCUGUCACCAAAUAGCUGUUAUUCCAAAUGGCUGCAUUUAUCCAAUUAUACUGUAAACAGCUGUACAAAGUGUGACAUCGCUUGAAGACAAGCUGGUAUACGUAAUAAAACCCAAGCAGAGAAUGAACACUGCCAAAUCCACCUAA
Anguilla anguilla (European eel) is the source of this 3540-nucleotide messenger RNA. It is a transcript of the gene bmp16, whose product is annotated as bone morphogenetic protein 16. The record is from RefSeq and is a predicted model, not a curated record. Bases 751 to 2031 code for a protein of 426 amino acids. Gene Ontology annotation, cellular component: extracellular region. The transcript is spliced from 3 exons. Gene Ontology annotation, molecular function: cytokine activity; growth factor activity. Gene Ontology annotation, biological process: BMP signaling pathway; SMAD protein signal transduction. Lineage: Eukaryota; Metazoa; Chordata; Actinopteri; Anguilliformes; Anguillidae.